Molecule: messenger RNA, 2571 nt
Organism: Phyllotreta striolata
Lineage: Eukaryota; Metazoa; Arthropoda; Insecta; Coleoptera; Chrysomelidae
Source: the annotation of a GenBank genome assembly
CCCGUCCAACGACAGCAGAGCAAAGCCCAGAUCUUUACCGACACCGACACUCAACGUCCAAAGCGACAGCCGCACGACCGACCGAAAUUCAAAUCGCCGUCUUCUCGCCGCCGGUGCGGACACGCGUCCUUCGUAUUUCUUCGAAGUUUAAAAUUGUUUCGGGCCCGCGAUGACCGGAAGAAAAUCCGCGCCGUUGGUGCUGGCGUGCCUCUAUUGGACGAUGGUGAACGAGUGCUUGUGCGACGUCGCGACGCUGGCGCAAAACGAAAAUUCGGCCGUCUCCAAGUUCCGCGACGCCCUCCAGCAACAGAAUACAAUCACCAUCCUAGCGUCCAUAGAAGAGAGGCUGAGGAACCUGGAUACGAUGCACUCGUUGCAAUUAUCUCGCACGUUCGAGACGAAACUGGACCAGUACAACAGAAAACUGGAGAACCUGGACAGCAAGCUGAUGCGCCUGGAGGCGCUGGUGAUGAUGAACUUGGGCAAGAUAUCGGAGAACAUCAGCACGAAAAAUUUCAAAGACGACAUCGCCAAAACGGACACGUCCAGGAAGCUGGAUUCCAUUUACGAAAGCAUCACCAACAGGUUGAACUACGUGGAGAGGAAACUGGACGUGGACAACGCGAAAAUCCAAGAGAAAUUCGAGAAAACCUUCCUCCAUUUGGAUCGAAUCGAGAAAGGAACGUCGAAGAGAGACUCCGAUUUGGAAACAGAGCUAUCAACCGUUAUAAAAACGCUGGAAAACUUGAAGAAAACCAACCGAAUCACCGAAGAAAAAUUCCUGAACGUAUCCGCGGAGAACAAGAACGUAUCGAAGCACACGCUGAGCCUGCUGGUGAAAUACAACUCGGACGCCCGCAAAUUCGCGAAUAAAUUACACGACAACAUCGUAAAUUCCCUGCAGUACAUCGACAACAGAACCGCCAAGCACAUGCAGAUAUCCGACGAGACCAACGUCGUUUUGAAGCAGAUGAAAAUCGACUUGAAGGAUGAUUUCAACAGCUACGCCAACAAGGUGGCCGAUAUGAAUUCGGACAUGUGGAAGAACACCGAUACGACCGAAGACGAUCUGAAGAGCAUCAGUUUCAUGGUAAACAACACGCAAAUCGAGCUACAAAACGGCGUCAGAUCGUUGAUGAUACAAAUCGGUAAAAUAUCGCAAAAAAGCGACGACGCAGAGGCCGAAACGAACCACAAAGAGCUAGAGGACAUAAUGACGGCGAACUUCGACAAAGUACUGACCAAUCAAGAGGUGUUCCUGGAGAGCUGCCAUCGACUUCAAAUGGACGAAUCGCAAAUCGAAUCGGAAAUCAGCGUCAUGCUCAACAAGCUCAUCGAUAUGCUGGAGAAAAAGUUAGUGAACGUAACGAAUAAAUCGAAACGAACUGAUUCUUUGUUCUCCGUUAGAUUGGCGAACGAAGUGAAAGACAUCAAAAAUUUCGAGAAAAACCUGAAGAACCACGACAAUCGGAUAAACAGGAAUCUGUUCCAGGCCAAUCAGAAUAUUAUAUCGCUGUCGGAGAAAUCCACCAUGAUCACGCAAAUGAUCACGUCCGAAAUUAGGAAAAUAGGUACCGAUUUGAACGCCCUGUUUUCAUUUGUACAGAGCACUACUAACGAAGGAUCUUCUGCGGUAUCCUCUAAGGUGAUUCUAGACAAACUAAACAACAUAGACAAACACUCGAGGAAUUUGGAAAAAGCGUUCCACAAACCGGACAACGUAUCCAACCACCAGCUACACAUAGAAAUCCAAAAACUAUCGAAAUCCCUAACAACAAUCCUAGACAGAAUACAAAACUACACAAGAGACAUAAACACCAAUAUACAACAUCUACUCCUAUUCGACAACACCACAACAACAACGGACACAAAACAUCGACCCGAAAUAAACGAAACCAUACGGGAAGCCAUCAACCAAGUGUUUUCUUCAAAUUUUACCACCACAAAGAAAAAAUGUCCGCCGAAUUAUCGGGGUCUCAUCGACAUCAGAGCGGACUUGCACGAUUGCGAAGAGGCCACAGCCAAAAAACCAAAGCCUACUAGGAAGUCGCGCAGGAGGAAAUUGAAGUAUGACAUUGACGUUAGGAGUGACAUCAAUUCUCGAAUGGGAGGCGAUGAUGAUGACGAUACAACGACGACAACAGAAAUGUAUAUUACAACAACGAUGCCAAAUGAGGAAUUGAAUAAUAUGGAAACAACAACAAUGGAGGUUUCAAAUUAAGUGAUAUGUUACUUAAGCGAUAGUGGAGCAUUAAUAAGCAGUAACUAUCGGUAGUGUUUGUAUACUUACAUAAGUUAGUACUUAAAUUAGUUUUAUAAUUGUUACAUAUUGGUUUUGAAGCAAUUUGAACAGAAAUGCUCGAUUUUUAUAUUCGAGCUUUUAUUGUGUUAUAAUCGAGCAUUCUGUUUUGUGAGAUCUUCAAAAACUCCAGAAAAUAGUAUAUUAACAAAGCUGUGACUGUAAAUAUUUACCUGUUCUACUAAUACAAUUUCAUUAAACAGUAUUACAACAACCGUUUAUCACUAACCAGCUAAUGAAUUGGAAUUAAAAACGAAUCCAAUCGUACAAAC